Gadus chalcogrammus (walleye pollock) is the source of this 961-nucleotide messenger RNA. RefSeq names its product transmembrane protein 150A-like. The transcript is spliced from 7 exons. Lineage: Eukaryota; Metazoa; Chordata; Actinopteri; Gadiformes; Gadidae. Gene Ontology annotation, biological process: protein localization to plasma membrane. The record is from RefSeq and is a predicted model, not a curated record. The coding region runs from base 56 to 961 and encodes 301 amino acids.
CCUCUGACCCCGCUGAGGCCCAUGCGCCGGACACGGCCCGCUGCCCGUCGGCCCGAUGACUGCCUGGAUCGUCCUGCCCGUCAGCCUCUCCGCCUUCUCCAUCACGGGGAUAUGGAUCGUUUACGCCAUGGCAGUGAUGAACCAUCACGUCUGUCCUGUGGAGAACUGGUACUACAACGUCACGUGCACAGAGGAGAUGCCUCGACCUGGCUUCCCCAAGACCUGCUGCACCAUCCAGGACAUCCCGCUCAUCAGUAAGUGUGGGUCCUUCCCCCCAGAGAGCUGCCUGUUCAGUCUCAUCGGGAACGUCGGGGCGUUCAUGGUGAUCAUGGUGUGCCUGCUGCGCUACGCCCAGGUGAUCGAGCACAGCCACCACUGCCUGCUGAACACCAGCGCCCUGGUGUCGGGCUGCACCAACGCCGUGGGGCUGGUCAUGGUGGGGAACUUCCAGGUGGACCACGCCAAGUCCCUGCACUACGUGGGCGCGGGGGUGGCGUUCCCGGCGGGACUGCUGUUCGUGUGCCUGCAGUGCGUGCUGACGUACCGCGUGGCCGUCACGGCGCUCGACUACUGGAUGGCCCACUGCCGCGUGGCGCUGGCCAUCGCCGCCAUGGUGUCCCUCGUCCUCAGCGGCGCGUUCUUCGUCCACGAGAGCUUCGUGCUGCAGCACGCGGCGGCCAUCUGCGAGUGGGUGUUCACCGUGGACAUCCUGGUCUUCUACGGCACCUUCACCUACGAGUUCGGCUCCGUCAGCCACGACACGGUGCUGGCCGGCCUGCAGCACGUCUACCAGCAGCAUCACCUGCACCACCACCACCUCCACCACGGCUCCGGCAUCGUGCUGGGCCCCGGGGCCCGGCCCACCGCCCUGGGCACCGGCUCCAAGGGCCUCAAGUCCCCCGGCGGCAGCAGCACCUCCACCCACCUCAACUGCACCCCCGAGAGCAUCGCCAUGCUGUAG